Messenger RNA from Colletotrichum lupini, 189 nucleotides. RefSeq lists its product as uncharacterized. The coding region runs from base 1 to 189 and encodes 62 amino acids. The record is from RefSeq and is a predicted model, not a curated record. NCBI's taxonomy places the organism in Eukaryota, Fungi, Ascomycota, Sordariomycetes, Glomerellales, Glomerellaceae. The transcript is spliced from 2 exons.
AUGGACGGGAAGUCCAUGCUAGGCUGGGAUAUCCAGAGACUCAUGCCAAACAUCGCAAGAAAUGGCCUUGCGACCGUGUUAUUGCUGGCAUUGCCAUCCAACGUGCUGCUGCACCUCAAGCAGGUGAGAGGAAACAGCUCAGCUAAGUUUCUAGUAUUGUUUAUUGUUCUGCAAUACGUCGAGUUAUGA